AGAGAGAGAGAAAGGGAGUCUUCGUUCGUUAGUGUUAGAAAGUAGGACUAGUCAGUGGCGUAAUUGAAUAUGUGCGCCAUCACGGGUUUCAGAAGAGCGGCCACGUGCUGCGCCCCUCAGUCGCCGCUGUGCAUUGAUCGGAGUAGGUUGGUGCCUCGCUCCGUCUUCCUCCCGCUCUAGGCAGGGUCUACCUGCGGCGGAACGUCGAAUUCCAUGCACUAUAAAGAUCUGCGGCUUCGGGUAUAAUCAAAAUAAGUGAUUUAUGUAAUCGAUAAGGUAUUUGCCUAGAACUAAACUAUAACUUCUGCGAAAUUUGUGAGUACCCUCAUCAGCUCCCUGGUGUACAAUUUUAGAAACUUUAUCCUUUGUAACAAACACUAUGAAAUCUUACAAAAACUUGCGAAAUCACAAUCUCCUUGCGCUCCUGGUCUUGAUGGUUUUCGCUUCUGUGAAAGGAUGUCUGGGCCUUCGCGUGAGACAGGUAGUAGUACCAUCGCACGAAGUCAAAGGUAAGAAGGUGGAUUUAGAAUGUCGAUAUGACCUCGAGGGCGACAAACUGUAUUCGGUCAAGUGGUACAAAGGAAUCAAGGAGUUCUUCCGCUACGUGCCUGCUGACAACCCCCCAAUCCAGGUGUUCAGUCUUCCCGGCGUUAGUGUGGACACAGACAAGAGCAACAGCAAGAAGCUGACAUUGAAGGAAGUGUCGUUAAAAACUUCGGGAAAGUACAAAUGUGAAGUAUCUGCUGAAGCUCCAUCCUUCCACACCGACUCGGGGACGGGACAGUUGCUGGUAGUGCAUAUUCCUGAGAAAAAUCCAGACAUCACUGGCAUCCGCAGCAAGUACCAGGUCGGUGAUGUGGUACAAGUAAAUUGUACAUCCUCACCCUCAUGGCCCGCUGCUGCCCUUCUCUGGUAUAUCAACGAUGAGCCGGCCGAGAUGUCGUCCCUGGUAGAUUAUGCUCCCAUCACCAACGAAAAGGGCCUUGAGACCUCCAUAUUGGGCCUACAUUUCCGAGCCUCUAGCAAUCAUCUCAAGCAUGGGAUGCUGAAACUCAGAUGCACUGCCACCAUUGCUGCAGUGUAUUACCGCGAGAACACUUGUACCGCAGGCACCUCUGUUUCACAACUUUCAGACAUCCAUGAGAUUCGUAGCCUAUUAGAUGGAGGAGCAACUUCUUUGCAUGCCAUACAAGGAUGGUCAGCUGUCACUGGAAUCGUCCUUUUGCUUCUGAGGUAACACUCAUCCAAGACAUCUCGCUUCACUCUUCAGUUUGGUCAUGUUCUGGUGGCCAGUGAGGUGAAGCAAACAUGGGGGCAACCCAGGGAGGUCCACUGAUGAUACAGAAUACAGGUGAGCAUCUGGUAUCCCUGACUGCGACGCCUUAAAUUUCCUAUCCUAUGCCUGGUUUCGCCUAUGAAAGCUAAUGCAGUAUCGCCGUCAGAUAAUCUCUCGACACUAAUACACUCUCGACACUAAUACGUAAACACUUCUUACACAUCCCAACCCCCGAUCCAGUGUGAAAUUCCUUUGUGCUAACGGAAAAUACAUACAUGACAAAGGCGUGCAAUAAAACAACCCUUACAAAAUAACAAUAAUAAUCUACGUAUCCUGUGUGGGAUUAUAUAAGCUGCGAGGUGACUAAUCGCACGCCGCAGUCUUGCUGAAGAUGGAAGAGGCAAAGGAAACCCUACACCGCUGCCGUUUCCAGAACAUCUGGGAAGCAUCCUGCCAUCCUGGUGAGGCCAGCAGCUCCAGGUCGGAGGUGCCAUCAGGUUCUGAGGAAUGCGCGUCUGCUGUCUUCUAUCCCUCAAGAUACCGCGGAUCUACAACACCAAUGCGAUCACAUCUCCAUGUCCCCUGGUUCUGCAACUGUACCUCCGCCAUUGCGGCAGUGGCCACAGCAUCAGUCUUCGGUGCAUGCCUUCUGGAAAUGCCCUAAUUUGCCAUAACUCCUGCACGAGCUGUUUCUCAUCAGACAGGUCGCCUGACGGGCGCGUGGCAUUUUUUUUCGCUGCCGUUCCCACGAUUAGCCACCGUCCGUUUCCCGAGACGUCAUCCGUGAUGUUAACGGCAGCCACAGACUCGCACUAGGGUCCUGUAGGGUACCUCUAUACUGCACGGUAUGCUAUACAGCACUGGCAUUCAACUACCAGUCUGUGGGCCAAAUUCGGACUUUUGGUGUGUUUCCAUUGGGCCUUUAAUGGGAUUUGAGUAGCCUAAUUAAAAUAAAUUAAUGAAAUAUUUAGUUACUCAUGUAUUCACAUACGAAAUUUUGCAUAGAUGUUUACCAUGACCACCUGUAUUAAUUAGAAUUAGAUGA
Molecule: messenger RNA, 2321 nt
Organism: Scylla paramamosain (green mud crab)
Lineage: Eukaryota; Metazoa; Arthropoda; Malacostraca; Decapoda; Portunidae
Exons: 8
Coding region: 380-1237 (285 amino acids)
Source: RefSeq, a predicted model, not a curated record